Molecule: messenger RNA, 2586 nt
Organism: Plasmodium reichenowi
Lineage: Eukaryota; Apicomplexa; Aconoidasida; Haemosporida; Plasmodiidae
Exons: 14
Molecular function (GO): protein binding
Source: RefSeq, a predicted model, not a curated record
AUGGAAUAUAAAGAAAAGCCUGAAGGACCUUUCUUUGUGUCUUUUUAUGUUACCAAUUUUAAUUCUUCUGACCAGUCUUUUUCGUACAAGAUAAAUAUAGUAGACUUUUAUAAUAACCUAUAUGAAUCUAAUAUCAUAAGCCAAAAUAAUUUUAAACAAAUUAAUUUUUCCAAUAAUUAUAUACAAUUAAAUGAAGAAAUUUUCGUAAAGACCAAUAUAAGUGAUGAUAACAAUUUUGUGUUGAUAGGAUAUGAGAAUAUCAAAGCUUUCUCAUUUUUACAUGAACAGUUAAUAAUUUCAAAGAAUAUUAUAAUAACAUAUAAAUAUGUAGAUCAAAAAGAAAAUGUAGUUAAUAAAAAUAUCGAUAAUGAAAAGAACAAAAAAACAAAAGAUAAUGAAAAAGAAGGAAAAAAUAAAAAGAAAAAGGAAAAGAAUAAAAAUAAUACCAAGAAUGAAAUGGAAAUAUUAGAAAAUUCGAUAAAAAAGGAUAUCGACAUAAAUUUUAAUAUUACCCUAAAUAUAAAUUCACUGGUUGGACACUACUGCGAUAGGCUUAAUUAUAACAUUAUGAAUGUUAAGAUUGAUGGGAUCUAUAAUAUAUCUUCAUCAAUAGAAGAAAUUGUCCCAAAACGAAACUCGCUAAAUUUUCAAAUGAAAUUAUUAGACAUCUCUUUAUACAAUGGAAUUCCCAUAGAAGAUAAGGAAAACAAGAAAUAUAAUAUUACGUGGAAUAAUAAUAAUAUAUACAAAUAUAGAAAUAUAAAGGAAAUCGAAUAUAUCUACAAAUAUCUAUUUUAUGAAUCCUUCAACGUAAAUGGAUGGAUAAUUUGUUUUAAUGAAAAUAAAAAACCAAAAGAUAAUGUAACCCCCAAUAUAGUAGAUACUCUAUGUGCAACCUUUGAAGUUAAUAUAUCUGAUGUAAUAUUAAACAAAGUCGUUAAUGCAAAGUACAAACUUCAUCAUAUAAAACAUUUAAAAAAGGACAUAAAAAAUGUAAAACAAAGUGGCAAUCAAUGUUUAGAUAUUUUUACAAAUUCGUAUAUACAGCUAACCAUACAAUUUUAUAAACCCUUCUUACAAAGAAAAAUGGUGGAAAGUCCUUUUUCAGUUCAUACUGUACGUCCAAAUUUAAAAAAAGAAAUUCAAAUAGAAAAUGAUAAAAAGCAAAAAGAGAACAUCAGUAAUUUGUUUAAUAGAUCAGUUAUGGAAGGAAUAAAAUUUGUGAACGACGAAAUAAAACAAUUAAGAAAGGAAGAACAAAUUAAAAUUUAUCAAAGGUCAAAAGAAUAUUUUUCCUUUUUAAACAACUUGAAGGAGAACCCUACGUACAUAAACUUAUACAAUAAUAUGAAAGACGUUAUGAUUAAAGUAACUUAUGAUAUAAUUAAUAAAAAAAUUUAUAAACAUUUUAAUAUAAGUGAGGAGCUUUGCAUGGACCCAUCUAGUGAUAAUGACGAUAUGUUGGAUAAGGAUAAAAUAAAAAAAGAAAAAUCAAAUUUUAUCUCUGAAGAAAAUAUUAAUUGCAUUUUUGUCUAUCUGUUCAAUUUUAUGUAUGAAUCAUCUAAUGUCAUAAUAAAUAAUUAUUUUGAAAAAGAAGAUAAUAUAUAUAAAGAAUCAAUAAAUGACAUUAAAAAAUAUAAUAACAUAAAUAAUCUAGAAUAUUAUUUAUAUAAUAUUAUUAUAGAAAAUGUACAUUUAUUAAAAUAUGAAAGAAAUAUUCCUUUUAUCCAAGCAAUAAUAUUAAUACUUUAUAAAAAGAUAAAUAAUGUAUACGAACGUAAUAUAAAAGAAAAAAAUAUAAACGAUAUAUUUAUACAAAAAGGUGAUAAUCAUAUUAUUAAUAUAAUCGAAAAUUAUACAGGUUAUGAUAAUAAUACUGUAGAAGAUAAUUAUAUAUACAAGAAAACAAAAAUAAAUGAAAAAAAAAAUGUAUAUUCUAAUAAUCCAGAAAAUAAUAUAACAUCAUUAAUAAAUCAUAUUUGUACGGGUAAUCAAAGUAAUUUCAAUUCUUAUCUUUUUGAUUAUAUUGAACACUUUGAAGAUAUUAUAUUAUAUAAACAUCUAAUAAAAGAAGAUGAAGAAAUAUUUAAAAGAAAUGAUCACCAGGAAGAUAUCUUAUCCGUUUUAAAUAUGGAGGAAAAUAAAAAUAUAAAAAUUAUGUUUACAGAUAUUAUUUAUAUGUAUUCUAAAGUUAUGUUAUUAAAAAAUAACAUUAUCAACCUUAAAUAUGAUAAGGAAAGGCAGAUUCGAAAAUAUAGGGAAGAAAAUGAAGGGAAGAAAAAAAAUGAAGAAAAUGAAAAAAAUGAAGACAAUAAAAAAAAUGAAGACAAUAAAAAAAAUGAAGAAAAUGAGAAAAAUGAAGAAAAUAAAGAAAAUGAGAAAAAUGAAGAAAAUGAAGACAAUAAAAAAAAUGAAGAAAAUGAAGAAAAUAAAGAAAAUGAGAAAAAUGAAGAAAACACUUAUUAUGAUGAUAAUCAUAAUUAUAAUUUUCAGGAUAAUUUCGACUAUUAUGAUACUUAUAUUAAUACAAAUAUUGUAGACACUUCAAUUUCUUGUUUGUGCACGUAUAUAGAACUAACCAACAGU